AUGAGGUUUUGGAGAGAAGAAAAGUUAGGGAAGAAGAGGAUCAACGGCGGGGGAGGAAGAAGAAUCGUUAAGGCCAACGACGGAGCAAGGCACAACCAAGUGAGUGGCGGUGCACGGUACAGCCAGAGACAAAGGGCGGCGACGGCUGUUGAGAAUCGUGGUGGUGGAAGCGCCAGUGGGUGGCAGAGUAAGGCUGUUCGCGGCGGGAACAGGCAGGGCAGGGCAGGGGGAACAACAGUUUCAGUAAAAGAUGGUGGAAAACGAGAGAGACAUGUACCGAUUAAACGGUUUAAAAUGCUUAGAAAUGUUGAGCCAAUUCGAUGUGUUAGGAGCAUUCGUAGGCAACAGAAGAUGAUAAUGCAUGACCGUAUAAUGUCGUCGUAUCUAGAUAGUAUCGGAUUACUACAUAACAAGUUCAAAGUCAUGUCAGCUCAUGCAUCAAAGGUCACGGUACAGACCUUGAUGGACUCAACAAGUAUACCUGGGUUUUGGCCACUCUGUCCUGGUUGUAUAGCAAUUUAUGCAAGUCCCGUUCCUAGCAUAAGGGAAGAAGUUUGGAGGGUUUUGACAGAUUUUUUCAGAAAUUAUUCAGGUCCUUUAUUAGCUAUUGAGGAUUUUAAUGAGAUCCUUCUUUCAUCUGAGGUUAAAGGUGGAAACUUUGUCUCUCGAAGGGCAGAGCGGUUUGGAGCUCUCCUAGAUGAGUGUGGUUUGAUUGAUUUGGGAGUUCAUGGAUCUUUGUACACUUGGUUCAGACAUAUGCAGGGUAAUCGGUUCCUCUCGAAGAGGCUGGAUAGGGGUGUGUCUACUGAUGUUUGGUGUUUUCGUUUUUCGGAAAGCUAUGUGGAGAAUUUGGCGAGGAUGCAUUCUGACCACUGUCCCAUUAUGGUGCGAUGUCAAGGUAAUGAUAGAAGAGUCGGGGUAAAACCUUUUCAUUUUCAAGUAGUUUGGUCUUAUCACCCAAGUUUUUCGUCGGUGGUCAGGGGUGCUUGGGACAAGGGUAGACCCAAUCCUAUUCGUUGCCUUUCUCAGGUCAGAGAUGAUGCUUUGGCCUUUAACCGAGAUGUCUUUGGGAAUAUUUUUAAAAGAAAGAGGGAAUUGGAGAGGCGUGUGACCAGUAUCCAACAGAGAAUGAAGAGAGUUGAUGCUUUAUCCCUUAUACAGGAAGAAAGGGAGUUACAGUCUGAAUAUAGUAAUCUGCUUACGCAAGAGGAGUUGUUUUGGAAACGUAACAAGGUUCAGGGGUUGUUUUUGGAGGAUGGAAGAUGGAGUACUGAUUCGCAAGAACUCGAAGAAUGUGCAAUUGGAUUUUAUAGAGAUCUUUUUUGUAAUGUGGAACAGGAUUUUUUCUUCAAGAAAUACUGGGAAGUGGUUGGUACAGAGGUAUGGGAGCUUGUUAAGAAGGCUUUCGCUUGGUUUGAUCUGGAUAGUGCUCUGUUUGAUACUUUGGUGGUGCUGAUUCCUAAAGUUGAUAACCCGUCUCGCAUGAAAGAGUUUCGUCCUAUCAACCUCUAUAAUGUCAUCUACAAGAUUAUAACUAAGGUGGUUGUGGAGAGGUUACGACCUUUUCUACAAGAUAUCAUUGGCCCUCUACGGGGAGGGUUUAUUCCUGGAAGGGGUACCCCAGACAAUAUCAUUGUAGCCCAGGAAGUUCUCCAUUUUAUGAAGAAAACCAAAUCAAAGAAAGGUGUUCUUGCUUUUAAAAUUGACCUAGAAAAAGCUUAUGACAGUGUGAGCUGGGAGUUUUUGGAGCAAUCUCUCCUAAUGUUUGGCUUUCCAGGUACUAUUGUUUCUCUUAUUAUGAAAUGUGUAAAGUCUUCCUCCCUUUCUCUAAUGUGGAAUGAUAACCGGUUGGAUGGUUUUCAGCCAAAAAGGGGUUUGAGGCAAGGAGACCUGAUGUCUCCUUAUUUAUUUGUUAUUUGUAUGGAGAGGUUGAGUUGCCUCAUUGCUAGGCAAGUGGAGGUUGGUAGAUGGAAACCAGUGACUGUGUCUAGGGGAGGUCCUGUAAUCUCUCAUCUCCUUUUUGCAGAUGACCUUAUCCUUUUUUGCAAAGCGAAGAAAUCUCAAGUGCUUCAUGUUUUGGACACUUUGGCCACCUUUUGCAGAGCAUCUAGUAUGAAGGUGAAUUUUGACAAAUCUCGUGCUAUCUGUUCUAUGAAUGUUUCUAGACAACACAAGGAUCUCUUCACUGGUAUUUCUUCUAUCCGAUUUGCUAAUUCUCUGGGAAAAUACCUUGGUGUCCCCCUCAAGCAUGGCAGAGUUACUAAAGCUGAUUUUCAUGAUGUGGUUGAUAAGCAUACUAAUAGGCUAGCAUCUUGGAAAGGUCGCUUCCUUAAUAAAGCUGGUCAGAUUUGCCUUACUAAAUCAGUUUUAUCUUCUAUACCUAUUUAUAGGAUGCUAGUAAGCCUUUUUCCAUCAGUAGGAGUAAGGGUUGAAUUUCUUGAUAUAUGUGAGGCUGCUUUGACCAUUGAAGAUGUUUACCGUGAUGGAGUUUGGCAUUUGGAGAGGAUUUACUCUUUUAUUCCUAGGGACUUAAGGGAAGACAUUCUUAGUUUAGUACAUAUUUCGGCUUCUGGUCGUGAUUUGGGUUGGAGUUGGGAGCACACUCUUUACUCUGCUAAACAAGGAUAUUUAUGGUUAAUUCAGAAUAAGUUGAAUUGGGAUAGGAAUAUCAAUUGGCUUUGGUUUUGGAAGGCACGAGUCCCUGAAAAGUUGAGGCUCCUAGUGUGGCUUUGCCUUCAUGAUGCUGUACCAACUCAAUAUCUGCGUUUUCGGCGACAUCUCUCCUCCUCAUCCUUAUAUUGCGCAGCAGCUUUUGAGCUAGUGACUGGUUGGCAAGUUCCACUCUGGCAUCUUGAAAAAGAAGUGAUACAACUGAUCUUUGACUUGAAGUUAAGAAGGGAUUGGGAUAUUCGUUUUGAGCUUAUCCCGAGAGAAGCUAAUGUCGUGGCAGAUCGGUUGGUAAAGAUGGGAUCUGGAGGUAGCGAAACUGAUGAGGUUAACCUUUGGCACCAGCCACCAGAGGUGGCGUGUCCUCUCUUACUGUUAAGAACCUGA
This is a messenger RNA of Arachis ipaensis, 3054 nucleotides long. NCBI's taxonomy places the organism in Eukaryota, Viridiplantae, Streptophyta, Magnoliopsida, Fabales, Fabaceae. The record is from RefSeq and is a predicted model, not a curated record.